Cladocopium goreaui is the source of this 174-nucleotide messenger RNA. NCBI's taxonomy places the organism in Eukaryota, Dinophyceae, Suessiales, Symbiodiniaceae. The record is from the annotation of a GenBank genome assembly.
AUGCUGGGUCGCUGGAGUAUUGACGGAGUCUUCACAAUGCGGCGUAUUCCUCGAGAACACCAGGAAUGGGCUCAGAAGAAGCAGAUCGAAGCAAUCAAGACCUUUUUCGCAACAAUUUUAGUGGCAUUGGUCUUUGUGCUUGUCAUGUAUCUAGCUGGUUAUUCACCACCGUAG